This is a messenger RNA of Closterium sp. Naga37s-1, 5946 nucleotides long. The record is from the annotation of a GenBank genome assembly. Lineage: Eukaryota; Viridiplantae; Streptophyta; Zygnematophyceae; Desmidiales; Closteriaceae.
AUGCACGCCGCGGCGGAACGCACCCACGCGCAGCAAUGGUCGCUCUCGUCUGCCUCCUCCGCGCGACUCCCGCGCAUUGCCAACCCUCCGCGCCUUUCCGAACCUCCACGCGUUUCCAAACCUUCGCGCUUGAAAGACCCGCCCCGCCGAACUGCCGCUCCGCCGUCCGCGCCGUCCGCCACUUCCGCGCCAUCCGGCGGCGGGGACUCCGCACCAGCCCCGCGUCCCCUUACGGCGCAGAGCACGGCGGAGAGGGGCGUGCGGGCGGUGUACGAGGCGCUGUCGGCGCGCGAGAGGCGCAAGUUGCGCGCCGCGCUGUUCCCCCUACGAGCGCGCGCGGCGGAGUCGGCGAGCGCGGUGUGGCAGGCGAGCUGGGGGGUGGUGGCGCGCCUCGUUGCUGCGGAGUUGGUGCGCGCAGCCCCACGUGCUCGCGCCUCCCCACACCACUCACCCCCUCUCUCUUUCCCUACCUCUACCCCCACCUUUCUUUCCCCACAUUCUCCCCCCCAGUUCUCUCACUCCACUUCUUUCCCCCCACCUUUCUCCUCUCACCUCUCUCCCCGCACUUCUCCCCACCUGUCUCCCGCCACCACUCUCCCUCCUUCUCCCCACUCCACGUUACUCCCCACCUCCGCACCACACCACCCUCCUGCUGCCCGUCGCCUCCCCUUGUUCAGCCCCUCCCACUAUCCACCCUCUCCUCUUCUUCCUCUCCCCCCUCCACCCUGCUCGAUGAGAAGGUCUGAGCCCAACCCCUUCCCUCCUUCCCCCCCCAACCAUCGCCCCUCUCCCCACCUCCCCUCCCCGCAUCCCUCUCCGCCUCCCCCUUUCCAGAGUGAACCGGGCACAGGGGAGGAAGGAGGGGGGGAACGGGCGGGAGGCCGCAGAGGAGCGGGUUGUAAUGCGGAAGCACAGGGGGUUGGGGAGAGAGGACGAAAGGAGGCAAGACAGCAGCGAAUGGAAGAGCAGAAGCAGGUGUUCUGUGUGGUGGAGGUGCUUUCCGAAGGAGUGGUGAGGGCGGGGAGAGGCGCAGUGGCGGCGGGGGAGGUGGAGGAGCUGGUGUGGGCGGCCUUCGUGAAGAGCCACGAGGCUGUGCUCACCCCGGAGCACUGGAGCAGUUUCGUCCCUCUGCUGCUCAAACUGGUGGCGAGGCACGGAGCGCUGCUAUUGGGCAAGCGCAGCAACGGGCAGCUGGCAAAGAACAUGACGCACUGGCUGCUGCACUGCGCUGUCUUCGCUGCCCACGCUGCCGUGAGGGAGAGGGCGCUCGUGGGGCUGCUGCUCCUCAUCGCCGUCCGUAUGCAGCGCUGUCCCUGUCGCAACCCGCUCACUCCCACCCACCCAUGGGCAGCAUCCAUUGCAUUGCACAAAGCUGACUCAGUGAGGGAGAGUGGGACAGUCGCUGCCAUCACCGUCUCCCUCACUCUCUCCUCCAUCGACCUCCUCACUCGCCCCUGCACUCCCCUCUACCCUCCUCACUCCCCUUCCUCGAUCCUCCCCCUCUCUCCCCCCUCUCCCGACUCGCCCGUCCCCACUCAUCCUGCUGUGGAGUUCAUCCAACCCACUCAACCCACUCAACCCACUCACCCCACUCUUCCUGCUCACACCGCUCUCAAGCCUCCUCCCACAUGGAAAGGAGGGGCGCUCACAGCAGGUGGUGCUGCUGAUGGUGCUUUUGCUCCUCACGGUGAUUAUCAGCAGCAUCAACGGCAUCGCCGCUCCUUCUCUCUUGCUCCUGACGCUCUCAGCAGCCACACAGCAGCAUCGUUCUCCCCUUUGCCCCCUCCUCCUGGCUCUGCCGCCGCCACCGCUGCUGCUGCCGCUGGCACUGCCUCUGCAACCGCUCACAACCCCCUUCAACACCUCAACAACAGUAGCAGCAACAGUGGUGCACUGCACGCAGCACACGCACACACGCGAUCCCACAGCCACGGAGGCGGGCUGCUGCUACCCCCCUCACAUCACGCCCAGCGGCCGCGAGUAGGACGCGCGCGAGCGGGCAGCGUGGGGGGCUGGGCUGACCUGACCACGCAUGCCCUUCCUGGGUCAAGCGAGCGACACUGGUUUGAUCACGAGGGGCACAGCCCGAGCUCCAACGACAGGCAUGGCCCUUCCACCGCCCGCAGCACGCACAGCCAAGGCAUGACGAGGGGUAAGGGGAGUGAUUGGCAGCAUGGGGGAGAGGGGAGAGCAGAGGGACGAGGAGGAGGAAGGGGAGGCAAGGCGGAGCAAGAGCAGGAGCAAGAGAAGGAGCAGCAGCAAUCUUCCCUGUGGCCUUCCUCUGAUGAUCCCUCCGGCCCUCUUGCCUGCGUGGCCCUCGCUGCCUCUGACCCCCUCCGCCCCGCUUCUGGCGUCUCCUCUUUCACCCCCUCCUGGGACCCCUCCUCGCUACCUUUCUCCUGCCCGGCCUCCUUGGAAUCUGCUUACUCUGCCGCCUGCCCGCCUACUAUGGCGCCUGCUCCUGCUACAAUACCAGCUGUGGCCGAAUCCGUGCACCUUGGCUCGGCAGCGGUGUUGGAUCCGGCCGGUAUAGGUCCGGCAGGGCUGCCUGUAGACGAGCCCAGGACAGGUCCAGGGAGACCCGGGAUGUUUGGCAGACGAGGAACGGAAGGGUGGGGGAAAGGGAGGAUAGUAGAGGAGGGGAUGGAGGAUAUGAGUGAGAACUCUUGGGAAGAUGAACGGGGGAAUAGGGCUAUGAGGAGAGAUGGAGAAGGAGCAGGAGGGGAAGAAGCACAAGGACAAGGGUGGAGCAAGCAGCGCGAGUGGGACAAGGAGCAUGAUGAGCGGUUCAGAGCGGUGCUGAGGAUGGUGGGGUCGGGCACACAGGGCAGGAGGUUGCUGGGGGGCUUGGGGCUGGGCGAGCAGGUGCUGGCAGACCUGGCGAGGCGGUGGCGGUGGCGCGAGGUGAAGGCGCUCUCUGCCGUGCUGCGCCAUGCUGUGGAUGCAUGGCAGGAGCAUGGUGACAUGGCCAUGCUGCCACUUUGGACAACACACAUACGCUUUCUUUUUCACUCUCCCACUCCCUGGGCAGGCCAAGUCGCCAGCGCAGGACAGGCAGGCUCUUGCCUCUGCGUGCUCUCACGCGCCCAGAGCACUGCCUACGCCCCCUCCCCCUUGGAUCUCUCUCUCUCUCUCCUUCAGGCCAAAGUCCCAGUGUUGCUCCCGCCCACUCACUCCCUUCCCGGGCAGGCCAAGUCACCAGUGGUAGACAGGCAGGCGGUGGUGGAGGGCUACCUGCAGUGCGCCUCUGCCUGCUCGCACGUGCCCGACCUGCACCUGCUCUUCCUGCUGCGCCUCGCCCUCGCCCACCGCCACCUCGACCCCCUGGGAGGCGCGGCGGAGGCGGGGCAGUGCUGCGUGGCCGCUGCUGCUGUGGCGCUGCAGUACCUGCUCGCCCUCCGCCCCCACCCGCACCCACCCCGGGAUCACCCUAGCACAGAUGGUGGCGAGGGUGAUGAUGGUGCCAUCGGCGCCCGCAGUGUCACCACAAGCACCACCACCACCACCGCCACCAGCAGCAGCACCGCCACCACCAGUAGCACAGCCACGAUGGGUGCAGACACGAGAGGCAAUGAAGCAGUCGGCGAGGCAGUGGUGGCAGCGGGGUUGUUCUCUCGCGGUGGAGGGCAGCGCAGCAGCGGGGCCGUGUGGGGGCAGCAGCACGUGGCGGCGCUGGCCCGAGUGUGCCCCGACCUGCCCCUGCUCGCCCCGGGGCUGCUCCAAGCGGACACCAACCGAGCCACUGUGAGGAGCAAGAGGAGGAGCAAGGGGGGGCAGAAGAGCAGUGGUGGCAGCGGUGGGAGCGGAGAGGAGGAGGAGAGAGUGGUGGUGGCGGGGCGAGUGGCGGGGUUUCUGCAUGUCAACCCCCUCUUCAUUGCCUCUCUCCUCGAGGAAGCUUCCUCUCUCUUCGCCUUGGCCGGCCUGCAUUCUUUCGCCGUCCACCUGCAGGAGCUGCUGCUGCCCUUCUGGAAAGAGCAGGGAAACUUUUCCGCAGCUUCCCGCUGCCACCGGCGCUUAGCCGCCUCAUACCUGCUGCUGACUCAGAGGCCGGGGGGUGGCGGGGAGGAGGGGGUGAGGGAAGGCGGGUGCCAGCAGUCCCUCCAGUCGAGUGUGCACGGUGCGAGCUUCUUCCUGGUGGCCUUCUAUGGCGAGCGGUUUGGGCCGGGGUUCAACGGACGGCAGUUCGUGUACAAGGAGCCGCGAGGCACGGCAGCAGGGGACCUGGUGAGGCGGCUGAAGGGCAUCUACGCCCGCAUCCUGGGCAGCAGCACCUCGCUGCGCAUUAUCACAUCGCCCAUAGUCACGCCCGACGACCUGCGCAACUCACAGCUGUGCACCGUGCAGGUCGUGCCAGUCUACCCCACCCCAGUUGACCCUCCCCCAGGCCUGCCUGAGGGGGAGGAGGGGCUGAGGGAGGGCAAGGAGGGCGCGGCGAGGGGCGACCUGGACGAGCUGUUUGGCGCCAGCGGGGGCGGCAGCGGGCCUCUCAGGAGCUUUCAGUUCAGCAUGCCGCCUUCGGCUCUUGCAGCUGCUGCUGCUGCUGCAGUUGAGGGGCUGGUGGAAGGGGGGGGCGAGGGGAGAGCGGGGGAGGAGGUGAUGAGGCUGCUGGAGCUGGGAUUUGGGGGCGCUGCGGGGGCAGGCUAUGGCAUGGGCAGCGAGGGUGUGGGGGAUAUUUCCAGCGACAUUGUGAGUGGUACUGCAUUCGGGCGGGGGGCGGUGUUCCCUGUGUGGCGGCACCGCAUGGUGCUGACGGUGCAUGCGCGCUUCCCGUCCCUGCAGCUGCACCUGCCAGUCGUUGCCACCCACAGCAAGGAGGCGUCCCCUCUGGAGCUCGUAUUGGACGAGAGCGUGCAGUGGACCCGGCGCCUUACCCAACUGGUCGCCACGUGGCGCGCUAAGACUGGCCGGAGCUUGGAGGGAGAUGGUGGGAAGGACAGGGGAGGGGGAGGGGAGAGGAGGAGAGAGAGUGGUGUGCGAGGGUAUGAUUUGGAUGAGGAUGAUGUGUUGUGGGGGAUGGGCGGGAGGGGGCGGCGGGGGCGGCGGAGCGGGAGCAUUGGGGGAAAGGGAGAGAGGAGUGGGCUGUGGCGUGUGCUGCUGCAGGUGGCAGCGGCGAGCCUGGAUGCCAUGCACGAGGUGCGGGCGCUGCAGCUGCUGCGCUCCCUCAAGGAACGACCUGCUGGGGGCGGAGGGGGAGGAGGGAGUGAGGGCACAAACGAGGCAGGAGAGGCCUGUACAGACACGGGCACAGGGCUAGGGACAGAAAGAGUUAGAGGAGCAGAAGGAAGUGGAGAGGUGGGAGGUGCAGGCGAGGAGAGGAGAAGCGGGUCGCGGUGGGCGGAGGGUCUGGCGAGCCGGCAUGUGGCGCGGGCCAUGGGGGAGGUGGUGGCGGCGGCAGAGGCGGCACGGGAGGGCGUGGAGGGCGUGGGGAAGCCGAUGGCGCCGCUGCUGGCGUGGCUGGAAGACGCUGCUGACGCCACCCCGCCUGAGACCCUUGCUGCCCUCGCUAGGUACGGGCUGCUGGAUGGGGGAGGUGGAGGCGAGGGAGUGUGGGAGGCGAGGGGUGUAGAAGUUAGGUGCGGGGAUGAGGGUUCUUCUGCUGCUGCUGCAGCUGCAGAUGGUGCUGCUGAUGGCGAUGCCACUCCUUCCUGCGCUCAUCCCACGCCAAGGGAGCUGGCCCGAGCGAGAGAGCAGCGCGAGGCAGAGCGGGAGAUCGCAGCAGUGGCAGCGCUGGCAGCGGCGGCAGCAGCAGGAGGGGAGGAGGCGGUGCGAGUGGGCAACGCGCUGACGGACUAUGUGGAGGCGCUGAGUGCGGUGGUGCAGGCGCAUGAGAGGGAGAUGGGGUGGGGGGACGAGGAGGCACACGAGGAGGUGAAGGCGCGGGCCAAGGGGGUGAUGGAGGAGCUGUACCUGUACGUGCCUGGCAUACGACCAUGGGACCUGGUGUGA